CUUUACUUGCAGACUCUGGCGAAGAAAAUUUGCGCCCAGGAACUCCGUGAACCGCUGAAAAGGAAGUUUGGAGGGCCUGGAAGCAAGCUGAGGGACGAGAGCACUCAGCCCGGGAAGAAGAAGAAGAAGAAGGAGAGGAAGAAAGAAAAAAAUCAGAAAAAGAAGAAUACAGUGGGGCUUCUAGGCAAAUUCAGCCAAGGACCAGCCAAACCAGCAAGCUACGAUGCGAAGAAGAUGGGGCCAGUUACUGCAAUCGCACCUGGUGCCAGUGCAGAGGAAAGAAAUGGGAAAGAAACGUUGGUAACACCUGGCGGUACAGGUAAAAUGGAAUAAAAAGGCACCUGACACAAAUUUGCAAUGGAUUUCUUGCGGCAGAGGCUACACAACAAAAUUGAAGAAAUAUCUGGGAAGGCUAGCGCCAAAACUCUCUCACCCACCGUGCUGGAGAAGCGCCAGCGAAGGAAAUACGAACGAGAGAGAAAGAAACGCCGGAGGAAGGAGAUCAAAAUGAAGGAGAAAUUAGAGAAGGAAACCGCAGAAGAGGCGUCACCCGCCGUGGCUUCGGAGCCCCAGCAGGCGGAGAGCAAACCUGACAUCUUGUUUAACAAAGUGGAGAUCCAUGCAGAAGAGGAGCUGAACAAACUGAAGAAAAAGGAGGUUAAAAGAAAAUCCAUCAAAGGCAACAUAACACCACUGACCGGCAAGAAUUAUAAGCAACUCUUAAACCGGCUGGAAUCUCGGAAAACCCAGUUGGAAGAGUUGAAGGCCAAAGACGAGGAGAAGGCUAAGGAGUUGGAGGCAAAGAUGCAAUGGACCAAUGUCCUUUACAAGGCCGAAGGCGUGAAGAUCCGCGAUGACGAAGAGAAGCUGAAGGCCGCCCUGAAACGCAAAGAGAAACGUAAGGCCCAGCGUCAGAGGAAGUGGGAAAAGCGGACGGAACAGGUGGUAGAGAGAAUGCAGCAGCGGCAAGAGAAACGUCGCAAGAACAUCCAGGAGAAGAAGCUGGCCAAGAUCGAGAAGAAGAAGGCUAAAGCUCGGAAGAAAGGACGCAUCCUUCCUGAAGAUCUCAAGAAAGCUGGCCCUAAACGGAACUGAGUUUUAACCCGCUUCGGGUUUGA
Messenger RNA from Thamnophis elegans (Western terrestrial garter snake), 1118 nucleotides. RefSeq names its product surfeit locus protein 6-like. The record is from RefSeq and is a predicted model, not a curated record. Gene Ontology annotation, molecular function: DNA binding; RNA binding. Gene Ontology annotation, biological process: ribosomal small subunit biogenesis; ribosomal large subunit biogenesis. NCBI's taxonomy places the organism in Eukaryota, Metazoa, Chordata, Lepidosauria, Squamata, Natricidae. Gene Ontology annotation, cellular component: nucleolus.